Vigna unguiculata (cowpea) is the source of this 5120-nucleotide messenger RNA. Its product is annotated as MDIS1-interacting receptor like kinase 2-like. The record is from RefSeq and is a predicted model, not a curated record. NCBI's taxonomy places the organism in Eukaryota, Viridiplantae, Streptophyta, Magnoliopsida, Fabales, Fabaceae. Gene Ontology annotation, molecular function: protein binding; ATP binding; protein kinase activity. Gene Ontology annotation, biological process: protein phosphorylation.
UUUACUAUGCCUUUCAUAUUUCCAAAGCUUCUGUCCAUGAAGCUCCAACCCUUUUGGCUGCUUCUUCUAAUGUGCUUUUCUGCAUUUCCUCAUUCUCAUGCUUCUAAUUCUUCUCGGGUUGCUUCAGAAGCAAAUGCUCUCCUGAAGUGGAAAGUGAGUCUUGACAACCAGAGUCAAGCUUCUCUCUCUUCAUGGAGUGGCAACAGUUCUUGCAAUUGGCUCGGAAUUGAAUGUGAUCACUCCAAAUAUGUGUCCAAAAUAAAUCUUCCAGGUAUUGGAUUAAGAGGUACGCUUGAAAAUCUCAACUUCACGAUGUUUACAAAUAUUCACACUCUAAAUGUAAGUAACAACAACUUGAAUGGAAGCAUUCCUGCUCAAAUUGGAGUUCUAUCCAAUCUAGUUGUUCUUGAUUUGUCUGCUAAUAAACUAUCUGGGAUUAUUCCUUCUGAAAUAACACAGUUGAUUGGCCUUCAUGAUUUGAACAUGAGUUUUAAUACUUUUAGUGGGUCCCUUCCCCAAGAAAUAGGGAGAUUGAGGGAGCUGAGAAUGCUUCAUGUUCCUUGGUGCAAUCUCACAGGGACAAUCCCAAUCUCUAUAAAAAAGUUGAACAAUUUGUUUCAUCUAGAUGUGGGAGGCAACAACCUUUUUGGUAUUCCUCAGGGAAUUUGGCAUUCAACCCUAAAGCACUUGUCACUUGCCGUUAAUAAUUUCCAUGGUUCCAUUCCUAAAGAAAUUGUAAAUUUGAGGAAUGUGGAGAUUCUAUAUCUUUUUGGGAGUGGUCUUUCUGGCACCAUACCCCAAGAAAUUGGGAUGUUGGGGAAAAUUAUAGAGCUCGACUUGAGCGGUUGUAAUCUUAGUGGACCUAUACCUAUUUCAAUUGGAGCUUUGACCAAUAUGUUACGUCUCGGCUUGCACAACAACCAACUUUCUGGUAACAUUCCUAGUGAACUUGGAAAUUUGCAUUCCCCUAUAACAAUCGAGUUGUCAAACAACAACCUCUCAGGACCAAUCCCGACUUCUAUAGGUAACAUGGUCAAUUUGGAAUUCCUUUUACUUGAUCGAAACAAACUCUCUGGAUCCAUUCCUUCCACUAUUGCAAAUUUGUCAAAGCUUCGUUAUUUAUCUUUAUUUCAAAAUUAUCUCAAUGGUAAGAUUCCAAUAGAAAUGAAUAGGCUUAUUGCUUUGGAAAGUUUGCAACUAGCUAAUAAUAAUUUUGUUGGUCAUUUACCUCAUAACAUUUGUGUUGGUGGAAAAUUGGCAAAAUUUUCCGCUAGCAAUAACUAUUUCACUGGCCAUAUACCAAAGAGUUUGAAGAAUUGUUCUAGCCUUAUACGAGUCAGACUUCAGGAAAAUCAACUAACUGGAAAUAUAACAGAUGCUUUUGAUGUACUUCCGAACUUGGAUUACAUCGAAUUGAGUGAAAACAAUUUUUAUGGUCAUCUUUCACCAAAUUGGGGGAAGUUCCGUAGUCUCACAAGCCUCAAGAUCUCAAACAAUAAUUUAUCAGGUGUUUUCCCACCAGAGCUAGGUGGGGCAACAAAAUUACAAGAACUUCAAUUAUCCUCAAAUCAUCUUACAGGAAACAUUCCACAAGAUUUAUGUAAUUUGGUCUUGUUGUUUCGUCUAUCGCUCAACAACAAUGAUCUUUCAGGAAAUAUUCCCAAAAGAAUUGCAUCGAUGAAGAAUCUUCAGUUUUUCAGUAUUGGAUCUAAUAAUUUGUCUGGCUUAAUUCCAAACCAACUUGGAAAUUUAGUCAAAUUAUGGAACAUGAAUUUUAGCCAGAAUAAAUUUGAGGGGAAUAUUCCCUUGGAGCUUGGCAAAUUAAUAUCUCUUACAACUCUUGAUCUCAGUGGAAAUUUCUUGAGCGGAAGAUUAACACAUAUGCUUGGGGGAUUAAACAAAUUAGAAACAUUGAAUCUCUCUCACAAUAGUCUUUCAGGUGAUCUUUCUUGCUUUGAUGAUAUGAUGAGCUUGACUUCUAUUGAUGUAUCGUCCAAUGAGUUUGAGGGUCCACUUCCAAACAUUCCAGUCUUUCGCAAUGCUACAAUGGAAGCAUUAAGAAAUAAUAAAGGCUUGUGUGGCAAUGUUAGCGGCUUAAAGCCUUGCCUAACACUAAGUGGGAAAUCACAUCAUCAUGUGACAAAAAAAGUUAUAACAAUGGUUCUACCCCUUACUUUGGGCACUCUAAUGCUGGCAUUGUUUGUUUUUGGAGUCUUGUAUUAUUUAUGCAAAACUUCAGUGAAAAUGGAAGAGCGAGCUACCAAUUUACAAACUCUAAAUACAUUUGCAAUAUGGAGUUAUGAUGGCAAAAUGGUAUUCGAGAAUAUUGUUGAAGCUACUGAAAAUUUUGACGAUAAGCAUCUCAUUGGAGUUGGAGGGCAAGGACGAGUUUACAAAGCAAUGUUACCCACAGGUCAAGUUGUUGCUGUAAAGAAAAUGCAUUCAGUUCCAAAUGGAGAAAUACUCAAUAUGAAAGCUUUCACAAGUGAGAUCCAAGCUCUGACAGAAAUUCGCCAUCGUAACAUUGUAAAGUUAUAUGGUUUUUGUUCACAUUCACAAUGGUCAUUUAUGGUGUGUGAAUUCUUGGAGAAGGGCAAUGUCCAGAAUAUUUUGAAGGAUGAUGAACAAGCAAUUGCAUUUGAUUGGAGUAAGAGAGUGAAUGUCGUCAAAGGUGUAGCAAAUGCUUUAUUCUACAUGCACCAUGAUUGCUCACCUCCAAUUAUUCAUCGUGAUAUAUCAAGUAAGAAUGUUCUCUUGGAUUUGGAAUAUGUGGCACAUGUCUCAGAUUUCGGAACAGCAAAGUUUCUUAAUCCCAAUUCAUCCAAUUGGACCUCAUUUGUAGGAACCUUUGGAUAUGCUGCUCCAGAACUUGCUUACACAAUGGAGGUGAAUGAGAAAUGUGAUGUGUAUAGUUUUGGAGUGUUGGCAUGGGAAAUACUUCUUGGAAAGCACCCUAGUGAUUUUAUAUCAUCUUCAUCCACUGGUGUGGCCUUAACACUUGAUCACUUGACAUUGAUGGAUAAUUUGGACGAGCGUCUCCCUCCUCCAACAAAACGUUUAGUCAAAGAGGUGACAUCAAUUGCAAAGAUAACAAUUGCUUGCUUGGCUGAAAGUCCACAGUCUCGUCCUACUAUGAAGGAGGUUUGCAAUCAACUCUCUGGACCAAUCCCUACUUCCAUAGGUAACAUGCUCAAUUUGGAAUCCAUUUUUUUUGCUGAAAACAACCUCUCUGGAUCCAUUCCUUCCACUAUUGGUAAUUUUGGCAAGAUUCCCAUAGAAAUGAACAGGCUUACUGCUUUGGAAAAUUUUCACUUAGCUGAUAAUAAAUUUGUUGGCCAAUUGCCUCACAAUGUUUGCAUUGGUGGAAAGUUGACACGUUUUACUGCUAGCAAUAACAAUUUUACUGGCCAUAUUCCAGAGAGUUUGAGGGCUUGUUCUAGUCUUAUUAGAGUCAGACUUCAGCAAAAUCAACUAACUGGAAACAUAACAAAUUCUUUUGAUGUGCUUCCAAAUUUGAAUUACAUCGAAUUGAGUGAAAACAAUUUUUAUGGUCAUCUUUCACCAAAUUGGGGAGAGUUUCGUAGUCUCACAAGCCUCAAGAUCUCUAACAAUAAUUUAUCAGGUGGUAUCCCACCAGAGCUAGGCAGGGCAACCAAUUUACAAGAACUUCAGUUAUCCUCAAAUCAUCUUACAGGAAAUAUCCCACAAGAUUUGUGUAAUUUGGUCCUGUUGUUUGAUCUAUCUCUCAACAACAAUAAUCUUUCAGGAAAUAUUCCCACACAAAUUGCAUCAAUGAAGAAUCUUAAAAUUAUUAGGCUUGGAUCUAAUAAUUUGUCUGGCUCAAUUCCAAACCAACUUGGAAAUUUGCUCAGAUUAGGUGACAUGAAUUUGAGCCAAAAUAAAUUCGAGGGAAAUAUUCCUCUAGAGCUGAGCAAAUUGACAUCCCUUUCAACUCUUGAUCUCAGUGAAAAUUUGUUGAGUGGAAGAUUAACACAUAUGCUUGGAGCAUUGGAAAGAUUAGAAACAUUGAAUCUCUCUCGCAAUAGUCUUUCAGGAAAUGUUUCUACUAUCUUUGGUGAUAUGAUGAGCUUGACUACUAUUGAUAUAUCUUACAAUGAGUUUGAGGGUCCUCUUCCCAAUAUUCCAGUCUUCCGCAAUUCUACAAUUGAAACAUUAAGAAAUAAUAAAGGCUUGUGUGGCAAUGUUAGUGGCUUGUAGCCUUGCCUAACAUUAGCCACUGAAAAUUUUGACGACAAGCAUCUCAUUGGAGUUGGGGGGCAAGGACGAGUUUACAAAGCAAUGUUACCAACAGGUCAGGUUGUUGCUGUGAAGAAACUGUAUCCCGUUGUAAACUGAGAAAUGCUUAAUGCCAAAGCUUUCACAAGGGAGAUUCAAGCUCUGACAGAAAUUCGACAUCGUAAAAUUGUAAAGUUAUAUGGGUUUUGUUCACAUUCACGAUGGUCCUUUAUGGUGUAUGAAUUCUUGGAGAAGGACAAUGUCCAAAAUAUUUUGAAGGAUGACGAACAAGCAAUUGCAUUUGAUUGGAAUAAGAGAGUGAAUGUUAUUAAAGAUGUAGCAAAUGCUUUAUUCUACAUGCACUAUGAUUGCUCACCACCAAUUAUUCAUCGUGAUAUAUCAAGUAAAAAUGUCCUUUUGGAUUUGGAAUAUGUGGCACAUGUCUCAGAUUUUGGAACGGCCAAGUUUCUUAAUCCCAAUUCAUCGAAUUGGACCUCAUUUGUUGGACCUUUGGAUAUGCUGCUCCAGAAAUGUGACGUGUAUAGUUUUGGAGUGUUGGCAUGGGAAAUACUUCUUGGAAAGCACCCUGGUGAUUUUAUAUCUUCUUUAUUGCUAUCAUCUUCAUUCAUUGGUGUUGCCUCAACACUUGAUGAUAUGACAUUGAUGGUUAAGUUGGACCAGCGUCUCCCUCAUCCAACAAAGCGUUUAUUUAAAGAGGUGGCAUCAGUUGCUAAUAUAGGACUGGCUUGCAUGCUUGAAAGUCCACGAACUCGCCCUACUAUGAAGGAGGUUGUCAAGGAGCUUGUAGUGUAAAACUCAUCUUCAAUGGAUGGACUCAACAUCUAUACUAACGUGUGAAGGUAAAGAUUGAAGUUAUUAAACAG